AGAAGCAUUCUACAAAACGAGGCGCAGAUAGCCCUGCUAAAGAAAGUCCUCAACAAACCUCUUUGCGUAGCACACCAGAAAACAAUUCAGCGACUCCGAAGAUUGACUAAAGACCUGACGUACGUUAGAAUGUCUGUAGAUCGCGAUGUCGCCAUGGCGAGAAUUAUCGACGGUCAUUACGACAAUCUACGAAAGCUACUUCGAGAAAUCGAGUUUAUUACGAGUACCAACGUGGACGAAGACGGACGAAAACGAUUCAGCGACGACGAAGCAAAAGAAUCGCAAGUUGUGUGCCCUGAGGUUUAUAAAGGAUCUAUUCAUGGCUAUCCGUUUUAUACAAAGGGUUUUGAAACUGAAGACUGCUCAGCCAAACGGGACACAAAAGAGCUUGUGACAUUAAUAUUUGAUGAAGUUGUUGUAACGACAGCAACUGGUGUUGAAAAUAAUGUAUUUAUUCAAACAAGUCGCGUGGACCAGUUGUUAACUUUCAUAGAAAGCGUAUACCGCUUAUUUCCUGGGAUAAGGGUGAAUAUCUUGCUAGGAAAAAACUGGAAUCAGCGAGAGCUGCAAGCGAUUAAGGAUAAGACAAGCCAAAACAACUUGCCCAAUAAAGUUUCCAUUUAUUCUCUCAAAAACAACGGGUUUAACAAGGGAGAAUUACUUCAAAGUAUAAUAAAUGGAAUAAAAACAGAAUAUACCUUGAUUGCGCCGCGUUUGACAAAUUUCACAAACGAUAUCAACCUCGAAAGGCUCAUAAGAAUUCUCUCGACUCGUAAAAAUACCUUAUUCGCAGGUGGCAGUUAUAGGAAUUUAACAGGUCACUGGUCACAUGGUUGUCUUCAAACGCAACUUAAAAAUUACACUCUAUCUUAUAAAUCAGGUUAUUAUCACUCUUUCUACGAAUGCUUGGUUUGUGACUACAUCUCAGGCCCAUUUCUUGCGAAAACGUCCCUACUACGAGACAUGGGUUUUCGUUUGAGUGGAGAACUUGGUAUUUUCAGAGACUUAUUUUUGAGGGUAAAAGAUCGAUACUCUAGCUCACAUCCGGGACUGGAUCAUGGCGGCACUGCGGUAGUAACAUGCCCGGAUGUGAUGUUCCAUACACAGUAUUCUCCAGCACGUGACGAGGAACUUGCAAACUUUGCAAAUGAGCACAACAUUAAAAAGAUCGUUGAGGCAGACGGGACAAUUCGAUGGUUUGGCUGCAGAAGAGGGCUAAAAUAUCGAAAUGGAGAGAAAUGCCCUCUGAAGUCGGGACUGGCCGUUCCGCCGUGUUGCUUGGAGAACAUAGCCGAUGCGAUUAAAUUUGUGAUGGAGCAAUGCGGUAGGAAUAACAUAACUUGUGAGCUACAAGAAGGGACGCUAUUAGGCGCUGUUAAACUGAACAAGGUGCUGCCUUGGGAGAGGGAUGCUGACAUCACAUUUCUAACUGCGGACUUUCCAAAGCUGGUCAAGAUAAAAGACGUAUUCACCAGACAAGGAUAUGUAAUUCAUGAUAUUCAACAGCCAUGGUGUUGUGUAGAAGGUCGUAAAGCCGGUGGAAAAAUCGAACUACUCGCCGACGGAUGGUCCAUCCAGAUGUACGGCCAACACAGGAUGAACUCCAGAGGAGCCCUUGCUUAUGAGCACUCUCCCACGAAGGUCUUUUUCAGCGGAAGCUGGCUCAACGUGCCUUUCAAUCCGGGGCUUUAUGUAAGGAAUCGCUACGGAAGAGAGGUUUAUCAACACGCUGAACACUGGCUAUCAACCGGAAAGCUGUCUGGAUGGGACGCAUACGAGGCAGGGAUGUUUAGUUCAUGUCCCGUCAAGGGAUUUCACGGGUGUCUUGAUCAAUAUCAGCCCGAUGGCUCUAUACAGUUCGAGAACAACUUUUAAACUUUUCUACAUAAAAU
This is a messenger RNA of Orbicella faveolata, 1892 nucleotides long. RefSeq lists its product as uncharacterized. The record is from RefSeq and is a predicted model, not a curated record. NCBI's taxonomy places the organism in Eukaryota, Metazoa, Cnidaria, Anthozoa, Scleractinia, Merulinidae.